UCCGGCCUGUACAUCGUGGCAGAGCGCAUCGUCUGUGACAUGGAGGACGCGUUCUCCACACAGCCCGGAGCAGGACCUGUGGAACUGUGCGUGGGCGACUGCAGUCCCAACUACCGGACCCGAUCACAGGAACUAUACACAUUCGUGGCCCCCACUUUCAGUAAAAUUCACCCAGAGAAGGGUCCAUCUUCAGGCGGCACUCAUCUGACCAUAUUCGGAGAGUUCCUGGAUGCCGGGAGCUCGGUGAAAGUGUUGGUGGGUGGUGCACAGUGCGUCUUUCAGCGGAGGACCGCGGGCCAGAUCACCUGCCUGACGUCCACCUCGCCCACGGGUCCCGGGUCGGCCGUCAUCACCGUCGCCAUCGACCGCGCAGAGGUCUCCAACGUGGCCCAGACCUUUGCCUACGUCGAGGACCCCACCGUGUCCGCCGUCCAGCCCGAGUGGACCAUUGCCGACGGCAACACCACACUGACCGUCAGCGGCACCGGAUUCCUCAGCGUCCAGCAGCCCCGCGUCCGUGCCCGGUUCCAGGGAGCCGAGACCAGUAACUAUUGCCAGGCCCACAACGACACGGUGAUGGUGUGCCAGGCCCCGGGGUUGGGGCUGGGGACGGGUCGCAGGCGCCUGCCUGAGAGUGGAGCUAGGCCUGAGGAGUUCGGCUUUAUCCUAGACAACGUGAGCUCCCUCCUCAUCCUCAACGGAUCGGCCUUCACCUACUUUCCCGACCCCUCCUUUGAGAGCUUCGCCCCUGCAGGCACCCUGGACGUCAAGCCUGGUACUCCCGUUAUCCUCAAGGGCCGGAACCUGGUGCCGGACGUGUCUGCUGGUGAUCGUCUGAACUACACUGUGCUGAUCGGAGAGUCUCUGUGCGAGCCCACCGUCUCCCCGUUCCAGCUCGUGUGUAAUGCGCCUGAACUCACCGGGCAGCACCGGGUGACGGUGAGGGUGGGUGCGCUGGAGUUCUCGCCGGGCACCCUGCACAUCUCCUCUGAGCGAGGGCUGAGUCCGGGGGCGACGGUGGGGAUGGCGGUGGGGGGAGGGCUCCUCCUCACCGCCAUCGUCUCCGUGCUGGUGGCGUACAAACGCAAGAGCCGCGACGCGGACCGCACCCUGCGGCGCCUCCAGCUCCAGAUGGACAACCUGGAGAGCCGCGUGGCCCUCGAGUGCAAGGAAG
Hypanus sabinus (Atlantic stingray) is the source of this 1174-nucleotide messenger RNA. Its product is annotated as plexin A3-like. NCBI's taxonomy places the organism in Eukaryota, Metazoa, Chordata, Chondrichthyes, Myliobatiformes, Dasyatidae. Gene Ontology annotation, cellular component: semaphorin receptor complex. The annotation marks the transcript as partial. The transcript is spliced from 8 exons. The record is from RefSeq and is a predicted model, not a curated record. Gene Ontology annotation, molecular function: semaphorin receptor activity. Gene Ontology annotation, biological process: regulation of cell migration; positive regulation of axonogenesis; semaphorin-plexin signaling pathway involved in axon guidance.